Molecule: messenger RNA, 1416 nt
Organism: Procambarus clarkii (red swamp crayfish)
Lineage: Eukaryota; Metazoa; Arthropoda; Malacostraca; Decapoda; Cambaridae
Source: RefSeq, a predicted model, not a curated record
AUGAAGAUGACCUCGAAGAUGCUGCCGUGGCUGGAGGAGCAGCAGUUGACCUUGCUGCCGUGGCUGGAGGAGGAGCAGUUGACCUUGCUGCCGUGGCUGGAGGAGGAGCAGCAGUUGACCUUGCUGCCGUGGCUGGAGGAGGAGCAGCAGUUGACCUUGCUGCCGUGGCUGGAGGAGGAGCAGCAGUUGACCUUGCUGCCGUGGCUGGAGGAGGAGCAGCAGUUGACCUUGCUGCCGUGGCUGGAGGAGGAGCAGCAGUUGACCUUGCUGCCGUGGCUGGAGGAGGAGCAGCAGUUGACCUUGCUGCCGUGGCUGGAGGAGGAGCAGCAGUUGACCUUGCUGCCGUGGCUGGAGGAGGAGCAGCAGUUGACCUUGCUGCCGUGGCUGGAGGAGGAGCAGCAGUUGACCUUGCUGCCGUGGCUGGAGGAGGAGCAGCAGUUGACCUUGCUGCCGUGGCUGGAGGAGGAGCAGCAGUUGACCUUGCUGCCGUGGCUGGAGGAGGAGCAGCAGUUGACCUUGCUGCCGUGGCUGGAGGAGGAGCAGCAGUUGACCUUGCUGCCGUGGCUGGAGGAGGAGCAGCAGUUGACCUUGCUGCCGUGGCUGGAGGAGGAGCAGCAGUUGACCUUGCUGCCGUGGCUGGAGGAGGAGCAGCAGUUGACCUUGCUGCCGUGGCUGGAGGAGGAGCAGCAGUUGACCUUGCUGCCGUGGCUGGAGGAGGAGCAGCAGUUGACCUUGCUGCCGUGGCUGGAGGAGGAGCAGCAGUUGACCUUGCUGCCGUGGCUGGAGGAGGAGCAGCAGUUGACCUUGCUGCCGUGGCUGGAGGAGGAGCAGCAGUUGACCUUGCUGCCGUGGCUGGAGGAGGAGCAGCAGUUGACCUUGCUGCCGUGGCUGGAGGAGGAGCAGCAGUUGACCUUGCUGCCGUGGCUGGAGGAGGAGCAGCAGUUGACCUUGCUGCCGUGGCUGGAGGAGGAGCAGCAGUUGACCUUGCUGCCGUGGCUGGAGGAGGAGCAGCAGUUGACCUUGCUGCCGUGGCUGGAGGAGGAGCAGCAGUUGACCUUGCUGCCGUGGCUGGAGGAGGAGCAGCAGUUGACCUUGCUGCCGUGGCUGGAGGAGGAGCAGCAGUUGACCUUGCUGCCGUGGCUGGAGGAGGAGCAGCAGUUGACCUUGCUGCCGUGGCUGGAGGAGGAGCAGCAGUUGACCUUGCUGCCGUGGCUGGAGGAGGAGCAGCAGUUGACCUUGCUGCCGUGGCUGGAGGAGGAGCAGCAGUUGACCUUGCUGCCGUGGCUGGAGGAGGAGCAGCAGUUGACCUUGCUGCCGUGGCUGGAGGAGGAGCAGCAGUUGACCUUGCUGCCGUGGCUGGAGGAGGAGCAGCAGUUGACCUUGCUGCCGUGGCUGGAGGAGGAGCAGGUGUGUUAG